UUUCUCUUGGAGAUCCGUGGACUAAUUUUCUAGGGUUUUCUGUUCUCCGAUCUUGGAGUUGCUUGCCUUCCAUUUUUGACAAAUUGAAGUGCUAUUGAGCCUCAUGAACCUUUAUGAUCCUUCUUUUGAUUCGAUACAAGCGUAAAGCUUAGAUCUUUCACAAUUUCUUGUUGUAUUUGGUUAUGCGGACUGUAAUUUUGCGGGUUGUGAGCUUAUAAUCGUUUGUCAUGCUGUUGGUUGUUCUAAGACCAUGGAAAAGCAAGACUUUUUCAGGAUCUAGAGGGUGCCGCAUCCGAUACAUCAGCUUUUGCAAACUAUAAUGGCGGACGAGGAACCAGUCGAUCCAAAGCAGUACCUUGAGGAAACUUGCAAACCAAAAUGUGUUCGGCCUUUACGUGCAUAUCAGAUUGCAAUGUGCAUGCUUAAAUUCAUGCAGGCAUGCGUUGAGAGAAUCAAAGGAGAUGAGACCGGGCAUAAGCAUUGCACUGGGCAGUAUUUUGAUUACUGGAAAUGUGUCGACGACUGUGUUGCACUGAAGCUUUUUGUCAAACUGAAGUGAUCGGGAAAAAUCUAUUGUUCACAAAUUUUCAGUCAGUUGCGGUUUUAAUUUAUAAUGGCAGGAUUAGUGGUUGUGGAAACCUUUGCAAGGAAGUAAUAAGGAACAGUUCUCUUGAAACAAUUGCUAUGGUGUUCCUGUGAUCAGCACUAAGAGCAGACUUAUUUCAUCAUUUAUUUUCAUCUGUAAUAUCAACUUUGACAUUUGUUUGGUUCCCAAUAUUUCGAAGUUGAGUGAAACUUUGGUCCUUUGGCCAACUUUUGAAGAAGUUUGAAUUUGAA
Musa acuminata subsp. malaccensis (wild Malaysian banana) is the source of this 837-nucleotide messenger RNA. RefSeq names its product cytochrome b-c1 complex subunit 6-1, mitochondrial. The record is from RefSeq and is a predicted model, not a curated record. NCBI's taxonomy places the organism in Eukaryota, Viridiplantae, Streptophyta, Magnoliopsida, Zingiberales, Musaceae. Gene Ontology annotation, biological process: mitochondrial electron transport, ubiquinol to cytochrome c.